GCAGCGGGAGGAGGAGUGAGGACCACCAGCUGGCGGGGGCGAGUCAGUCAGGGACGUAAACAAAAGGUGAUGAUCUCUAGCUUGCCAGUUGCUUCCCUCUGCCACUCCCUCUUUCAGUUGGAAGUCAUCAGUUGAGCCACAGCAUGAGACCAGCUGUCUACAAGACCUUGAGACAAACAAGAUGAAGGCCGGCGAUGUGUGUCGCUGUAUCACUGAUUUUUCUGGAGUGUUGGAAGAUGAGAUAACAGUGUAUAAAAAUGAUAUGGUGCAGAUACACUCAGUGGUGGACCGACACUGGCUGGAGGCCCAGGGAGGCGGGUCAGUUGGUCGUGUCCCCUCAAGUGUGUUGGUCAAGACAGAGAUACCCCCUCACCCACCACACCUUCCUCUGUUUGUAGCUUCGGCAGAGUUCAUGCCGUCACAACCUGGUGAUCUUGGCAUGGCCAGAGGGGAUUUUAUCAUUGGUUUAAACCCUAUUGAUGAAUCCUGGUGGUGCGGUGAAAUCAACGGCAAGAAAGGUAUAUUCCCCCUCAACUUUGUAUGGAGAAUCAACAAGGAUAUCAUUGAGGUAGAAGACACAGCUGAAAAACCUGUCAGGAUGAAGGGGAAAGUAAACAUGAGUAUUCGUGCACAAUUUCCAGAAGAGCUGGACUUGUAUGCCGGUGAUAUAGUAAACAUCACACAUGUGGUGGACAAAGAUUGGUACAGAGGAGAGAGCAAUGGGGCAACAGGCACCUUUCCAAGUAGUUUUGUGGAUAUUAUAGAGGAAACUUCAGUGCCUUUCUCAUCUGCUGUGUAUCCAGAUGAGAGUAACCACGUAGCAUCAAGUAGUACAGCAGAACCUGGCCUGAGUGUUGAUUGUGUGCUGCAGGAGAAUACAUACAUUAAUGAUACUCCUUCAUUGUCAACCCCAGAAGCUCCUGUGCCUAGUGUGGAAGAUGUCACUCCUGCCAAAGAUCAUUCCACAUUUAGUUCAAAUGUUGGUUCUACUGCCUCACCUUCUCAGUCAGGACAAAUUUUUGAUGAGCCAGUAAUUCUGUCCAAAACUUCAUCUCGUUGGAAAACUGUAGAAAGUGAUGAUAAUGCUGACAUUUUUGAAGAUGACUACUUUAAGCAAAAUAUGCCUGGUGUGUUUUCUUCCUCCAGCGGGACUGGAAAUGUGUCAUUGAAUAAUGCCAGUAGCUUUACUACUCCCUCUAUAAGUCAAGCCAGUGCCUCGCCUUCCUCUCCCAACCAAAGUCUUAGGUAUGGAAAUAUUCCCGAACCCUCAGUCCUUCCAGAUAAGUCGUACCACGAUAAGUUAUUAUUUCCAAAUGGAGUAUCACAGUUUUCAGAUACAGAUUUACAGAAUAGAAGUGAUGUAAAACAUAGAUAUGAGAGUAUUUUGCAAGAUAAUACAGAUUCCUCUAAAAGUGGGUACAUCCAGUCAAUCACAGAUGAUGCUGGUGUUCUUGGGAAUGACCCUGAACCAAGUGCCUUUACAAGUGUCCAAGAAAUAAGAGAUGACAGUGUGCUCAACUCAUUAUCACAGAAAGUGGAUGACUAUUUUUCCAAAAAUCUUUUGGAAGAGAGUGGUAAAAGUAAAGCCUUGCCUGCUAACAAUAACCACUUAAUUAAAGAUUACAAUUCUCUGUCUUCUCCUGGCUACAAUGAGGACAACACGGGUAUAGAACCUUAUGGCCGGGCAUUAUUUUCCUUCAGGGCUCAGUAUCCUAAUGAACUAACAUUUAGGAAAGGAGAUAUUAUUCAUCUCUUGAAACACGUAGAUUCUCAUUGGACUUUAGGUCGUGUUGGAGAUUCUAAAGGCAUAUUCCCUACUUCAUAUGUUGAUAUCAUUGUAGAUUGUCUUCACAAUGAAGAGGAAUUAUUUUUAGCCAGACCUGCAGCAAUUUUACAGGCAACACAUUUGGGCCAUGCUAAAGCCAUGUAUAGUUUCCAAGCUGUGGAGUCUGGAGAUGUGUCCAUGAUGAAAGGAGACAUACUAAAAAUACUGAAAUAUGUAGAUAACAACUGGGUCAUUGUAGAAAACAUGACUGGCUCUAGGGGGAUGUGCCCCCAAAAUUAUCUAUCCAUUCAGGUAGAAGAAAGUCCAGAUGUAUCUAAGGAACUUGAUACCCAACAGAUGAACUUGGGUCCAGGUGCAGAUACUGAACGAGAAUCAAGGCUGCCCGUUCAGGACGCUGUCCAUGAUCGAUCGAGGAGCACCUCUCCAUUCAGCACUUCUGGAAAGAGGCGAUCUUAUAACAAGGCUGAUUUUGGAUCAAUCAAGAAACAAGAUGUUGAACCUGUAUUGGCUAAGAAUGUGGCAUCUUUAGAUGUUACCUUAAGGUGUAGUCAGGUUGUUCAGUUUGACAAGAAAGGCAGUGAAAGUAUCUUCACAGAAAGGGAGGACAAUCCAGAAACAAGUGACCAACCUAUUGCUAGAGAAGGAUCAUUGAAAUUUUCACCUGCAGCAGCAAUUCCAUCUAAACUGAACAAAAUAUCCAUGUUAUCCACUGAUACUAGCAUGCUGGCAGGUUUUCAGGAUUCUGAAAAAGAGUCUACCCAAGUCACACAACCUUAUGCUGCCACUAUGUCAUCAGUUGCAGGCAGGAUUCACAAAACAUCAACUUCUACCACACCCACAACAUCUCAACCUCCAGUUGCAUCUCCAAGGUCUGUGAAUAUACCUCAAAUUCCUCCAAGAAAAAAAAUCAGCAGAAGUUACUCCUCAGAAUCUAAUACUUGUCCCACAAACACAGUGGCAACAAUCAAUGUGGAAACUGAAACAGAAGGAGCAGCAGCAGUAGCUAAACCCCUUCAAGAAGUUCAGAAGCCCUCUAAACCUUCCAAGCAUCGUGAUUCACUUGAGCCAGUUUAUGCUCAAGUGCAGAAACCUCGAUUGACAGUUAAACCAUCAAAGAUUGUACGCCAGAAAAAGAUUGAAGAAUCUGAAGUACCAAAAGCUUCAGUAACUCGAGGUGAAAGUGCAGCUUUCCCAGAUGACGUCUCCCACAUUUCAUCUGAUAGUGAAGGAACAUACUCAACUGAAAUAAAUAAUGGCAGCUCGUCCCCCGCCUUAGCGCCUCAGCGUCCAGCACCGCCUCCACCACCAAAAGCCUUUGAUAUGUUCUAUGAUGAGGUGGAAGAGUACUAUUCACUGCCACCUGAAGAGUCGGAAAUGGUGAGCCUACAGGAUACAGCUCCCUCAAGCAGUCGUAUGAGGGCUGAGUCAGUAAGAUCAGCUGGUGGUGCUGACAACACUAAUGUGAGUGUGACAGAGGGAGCUCAGAGUGAUGAAGCUUCUGCACUGGAUGUUGAGGCAAAGGCAAAGGUACGGGCAAAUCAACGACUUGAGCUUGUGAAGGAGAUCGUAACUACAGAGCAUGAAUACAUCCACGACCUCGAAGCUCUCAUCCAAGUGAUUAGUCUUGCGCCAUCACAGAAAGAAUCUCAGUCAGUGAAUCUCAACACAAUAAUGGGGAAUAUCUGUCAGGUUGUAGAAGUGGCUAAGAAGUUUUUAUCAGUGUUAGAUAAAGUUGCAUUUGAAACUGAAGAGGAGUUGCUGGUGGGUCGUGUGUUUCUGUUAUGUGCUGAUGAACUCUGUGAAGUUUACAAGGUCUAUUGUUCCAACCACAACAUUGCUGCUGAGCCCCUGUUAAAAAAGUAUGUGGAAGAACCUGAGCCUGCAGCAUUUCUUCACUGGGUUCUGGGUGAACUUCAGCAACAGAAGAUUCAACUGAUGGACAUGAGGUCUGUCCUCAUUAAGCCUGUCCAGAGAGUUCUUAAAUACCCUCUAUUUCUGGAUCGACUAGUGAGUGAGACGCCGCGUGGCCACCCUGACUACACAGAUCUGAUCGAGGCUAAAACGAAGAUGGCAAAUGUUGCAAAGGAAAUCAAUGACUAUACCAAGAGACUUGAUUUAGUUAACAAGUACCGUUUUGAGAGUGAUCAGUCUCUUCACAGUAAGAUGCAGAGGGUUUCCUUACAUUCUGUGGCAAAGAAGUCGGCAAGAAUCUCAACCCUUGUGUCAGAGAUGUUGGGAAUUAUGAAUCAGACAAAAGAUCCAGAUUUUGAUGAAGAAGUUGCAAAGUUUCGAUCCAUGCAGAAAGCAGCAGCGGCAAUGACAAUGAAUGUAGGAGUUGUAGUGCAGAGCAUAAAAGCCAGACACAAGGCUGAGCUGGAGAUUGCUAAGGGACUGGUUGCCACUCUACAUCAAGUAGCAAGAACUCCCGAGAUUGAAGCAAUACAGAAGACAGCAUCAGACUCUUGCAAUAGACUCUUUGAAAUGUUUGACAAUUUUGUGAAGCAUCGUGUCAUCAUGGUGGUGAAGCAACUGUUGUGCCUGUGUGAGGUGCCGGAGCGGCUCAUAAUGAAGAGAAAUGACAAGUUAUUGGACUAUGAUAAUGCACAGUACAAGUUGGACAGGAACAGGGAUCUAACCAGGACCAGAAUUCUGGAGGAGGAGUUGUCACAAGCCAAGGGGACAUAUGAAGCUCUGAAUAUGCAGCUGAUGAUGGAGCUGCCUGUGCUAAUAAACUGUGGGACUGAAGUAAUGGUUCUUGCCACACGGUCAUUUGUUGCUGCUCGUAUGUACCUUCAGGGCCACUUAGCUCAACAGUAUCUCCGUCUGGCUCAGGUUCCUGGGUUAGCAUAUGCUGGAGAAGAAGACAUGUUGGCCCAAUUCCGUAUCAAGUACCUUCAACAAAUGGGAGAGUUUCGACAACUGAGCUUCAUCCCUGUUGACUCCUUGCAGAGGUCCCUGCCUAGACCAAAGCCUCGGGGCCGCAAGAGCCAGGAAAAUCCCUCAGUCAAGAAAGAUGCUCCUGAGUCAGUGAAGAAGAAAGUGUUAGGCAGUUACCCAGUAGAGUUGAUCUAUGUGGUGACUGAGGUCCACACGCCAGCUGAGGUGAUGGAACUGACGCUCUACCCGGGAGACCAUGUUGCCCUCCUCAAGAAUAAAGAUCCUCUGGGCAGGUCGGACCGCUGGUUCAUGGAUGAUGGAGAUAACAAGGGCUUUGCAAGGGCAGCAUUUCUAAGACCCCUCCAAGGACAGGAGAACAGGAUGGGUGUGGUCACAGCUUUACCAUCUGCAACAUCACACACAGUAACACCUACACUACCUGUCCCUGCUCCCACACCCCGGCCAUCCACCCUCCCACGUGCUGCUCCAUCACCGCCCAUACCUGAACGUCCACCACGCUAUGAAGAUCUGUUUCCCACCAGCACAUCUUGUGGUCCUUCACAAUUUACAAGUUUCUCAGCACAGGGACAGCAGGCUCCCCCGCCUCGCUACUCUCCAGGUCAAGCUCCUCAAAGUUCCUUGAAACAAGCUCCUCUGCCAAGUAAACCUGGCUAUCAUGAACAGAUGCCUAGCACUUCUCUUCAUGACUCACAAGUGUCUGAAAGUGUAUAUUACAGCCCACCUUUAGAUAGACAGCAGUCACAUGAAUAUAAUUCUCCUGUUUCUGAAGAUACCAACAUAUAUGAAGAAAUUGACCAGGGUACAGUGAAUAGUGUUGCUGAUCAGGAAGAGGAGGGUAGAGACAGUAGCCCGAUCUAUGAGGUUAUUGAAGACGGUCAGCUGGUUCAAGAUUCUGGUGGCAUGAAUAUCGACAUGCAAGCAGAUCUCCCUGGACUGGCACCAGAGGAACCUCAGUUUUAUUUUGCCCUGUACAACUUUGGUGGUUCUGAUGCCACCCAAUUGAACUUGGUUGCUGGGCAAGUGGUGUUAGUUCUGCAUGCCAAAUCUUCAGACUGGUGGUUUGUUGAAGACCGUAAUGGCAACCAAGGAUAUGUUCCAGCAUCAUACCUCACCAGUUACACUUAAAGUUGCCUUCCCUCACCAAAUUGAGGAUCUGUUCCAUAAUUCAAUUACAGUAAGUUUGUGUUUUUAUCUUGUGUGUAUAUUUUAGAAAAUUUCUGUCUACCAAACCCAGAUGGUACUAUUGAAUAUGAUGAAAGCCGGAGUUUUAUGUUCUGAAGUUAGAAUUGACACCAAUUUCCAUUAAAUUAGGUGUAAACUCCAAGCUGCUACCUGACUCAGAACCGUGUACUGAGAGUAACCAUCCUUGAGCAUGCCAUACUGAAUAGGCCAUUUAGUGUUCUUUUGUUCAUCUUUUAAUAUUUCCUUACAUACAUAUUUUAAUGUUAUAGUAUACAUGUAGUUGUACAUAAGCAGUGUUGUGAAAACCUCACAUAUAAGAAACAUGAAGCCAGUGGUGAUAUUAUUCAAAACUGUUAUUAAAAUUCACGGAAGCAUUUCUGGUAAUCUGUCUAUUUGGUCAGCUGCUGUACAAGUGCCCGAGAAUUAUCUUAUUUUUAUAGUUGAUUGGGGGGAGGGGGGUUGAGAAACAGGGCUGAGAGACUCCUGAGUGCUAGUUCAUUGGACACAUGCAAAUACCAGUAUUGUACUAAUGACAUGUUAAGUCAGAUGUUGUUAAUGAACUGUGAACUGUAAAUGUACAUUAAAUAUCACCAACUGGCAUGGAUGAAGACAAACAACAUAGCUUUUGUAAUUGGGUCUGUACAGUAAUGCUCUAACUAUUCAUUGGAACAUGAACACAGAAUAUGCUAGAAUGUAAAGUUUCUAACAUGCAUAUUAAAAAACGUGUAAAGUAAACUCAGUGAAGAGGAGUCAGCAAAAAUUGUGUUAUCUAAUACCUGAGCUCAGUGACUACAGCAUUACUGCCCAAUGUCUGAAAAAAUGAUGAAUAGGUUAUACAUAUACUCUGAGUCUUUGACAGUGAAGUACUGUACUAUAUUUUACAGCAUAUAAGAUACACCCAUAUUUCAGCAGGGAAUAUUUCAGAAAUUUUUUUUGAAUGUAUCUUAAGCAUUUAAUGUUUACUUCUGCAAACAUAAUUUUUUAUGUAGGUUGUGGCCCAUACACUCAUUCAGCGUCUCGGUUUCCAUGCUUCGUCAUAUGGUUUACCACCUUAAGUUUGUAGCUUCUAGUGUAGCUUAAUACUUUUUUCUCAUUAGUCAUAGUAUUGUUAAAAUGAGGGUAAACUCAGCUGUUUUUAUUAUCUUCCUUACUCGUCAUACUAAGCACUCCAGAAACACUAAAUGGCUAUUGAAUACACUAGUCUUUGCUAUAUACUAACGGAUGGUGUUACGUACUUGCUACUGAGAACAAACGCGCUGCAUCAGCUGUGUCCGUGAUUCCCUAUUACCGUUAUAAUUUUAAGUUACUUUAAAUAUCUAAAUGAUGCUUCCUUAUAAAAAUGGUAAGAGAAGUGUUGCAGAUGCGUGCAAGUGAAGUGGACAGUAAUGCUUAUAGGAUUUCAGAAAUAUUUUCUGAUUAUCAAUGUGGAGUUGGGUGUACCAUUAUGCCAAACAGUUACUAAUCACCUCAAGUUACCAUCAUUAUCAAUUAUAAAUCUAACUUUUAUUUACAAUAAUUCUUUAACUAAUUAAAAGUACAUUAAUCAUAAAGUAUAUAAGAAAACAAUAACAUAUUUUUAAUUUUGGAAAUGGGCUAGCUAGAGUAGCCUACUAGAGAUGACAACUGGGGGAUUCUUUAACCUACUAGAGAUGACAACUGGGGGAUUCAUUAACCUACUAGAGAUGACAACUGGGGGAUUCAUUAACCUACUAGAGAUGACAACUGGGGGAUUCAUUAACCUACGGGAAAUGACAGCUUCACAUGCUGGACGUAAGGUGAUUUUUUGAGACAUUUUAAGAAAAAAAGAAAUGCUUCUUAUUUCCCGUGAAAUACAGUAAGGUUUUACAUAAUUUUUCUUAUGCCUAUUAAGGAAUUAGUAUUUGUACAGUACAGUACAGUAUAUCAUGUGUUUUCGACCUAAUAGUUCUGUUGGACACUCAUUGCCCUUCACGUAAUAAUUGUUUGUUAAUCUACUGAAUCUUUCUUAAACCAUGUUAGAAAAAUAAUCCUAAAGCUUAGCAGAAAUUUUAUGGUAUAAGUAUAGUGUUAGUUUGUUUACCACAUCAGAGUUGAAUUCUUAUUCUCAAGGGCUUUUAUUAAAAAUGGUCAUAUGUGUUGCUUCCAUCAACUACGUGUAUGUACUUGUUCUGCACCCUUGGGUCUGACGGCCUUUGCAACAAUCAUUGACUGAGGCCAUGUUAAUUUGGUAAGGUUGGUACUAAUGAUUAUGCGAUACAUUGUGUAAUCAAUACGAUGUAUUCUGUACUCUGUAUCAUGUAUAGUUAAUUCAAAGAAAAUAACAAGAAUCACCCUUGUAAAUGACUAUUAUUUAGAAUUCUUGGUCUGGUGUGUCAUAUUGUAUAAUGCCAUAAAGGUGCAGAAAAUUUUUUGUUGACAAAAAUGUGUCAUAUUCUUCAGUUAAUGUUUAACUCACAGCUAUUUCUGGAGGGAAAAUUGUGCUAAUUUAGUGUUGUUUCGUGUAAAGAUGUACUUUCAGGAACACAUAACCAGCGAUAAGUGAGGACCCCUUCAUCAUCCCCUGUACUCUGCAAUAGGUUUAUGAUUUUGAUGGCAUGUCCAAAUUCCUCAUUCUAUCAGUCUAUCGUGACUAUUUGUGUAUGUUAAUGCUAUUUUAUUUUUUCAUAAUAGUUUCUAACAGAUUUAUUUCACAGUACAGUAUAUAUAAUUUCUGAUUACAGUAUAGUCUGCAUUUACACGGUCAAUUGAACCCGUAGAGGUCCGCAUAAA
Molecule: messenger RNA, 8614 nt
Organism: Homarus americanus (American lobster)
Lineage: Eukaryota; Metazoa; Arthropoda; Malacostraca; Decapoda; Nephropidae
Product: dynamin-binding protein-like
Exons: 21
Coding region: 182-5809 (1875 amino acids)
Cellular component (GO): cytoplasm
Molecular function (GO): guanyl-nucleotide exchange factor activity; protein binding
Source: RefSeq, a predicted model, not a curated record